UCAGGCGCAGGCCUCAUCGUCACCGAGCCGUCCGCCGUCAGCGAGGGCGCGAAUGGGUACUGCGACUCGCCUGGGCUCUACACGGCGGAGCAGAGCUCGGCAUGGGCCGCAGUCACCUCGAAGCUACAUGACGAAGGCUGCACGGUGGUGGCGCAGCUCUGGCACACGGGCAGAAUGUCACACUCCUCGUUCCACGGCGGAGCUACGACUGUGAGCGCGUCGGCACUGCCCAUCAUCACUUCGGGCAGCGUGCCGGCGUGCGGGGUAAUGGGAGCGGACGGCAACUGGAAGGACCACGAGACGCCUCGCGCUCUCACGACGGCCGAGGUGGGCGGCAUCGUCGAGGACUUUGGCCGCGCGGCGAACUUCGCCAAGACGGCCGGCUUUGACGGCGUCGAGAUCCACGCGGCGACAGGCUACCUCGUCGACACCUUCUUGCAGUCUUGCUCCAACCAGAGGACCGACAAAUACGGAGUCGGCGUCGACGGGCGCUUCAAAAUUUUGGAGGAGAUUGUGCGCUGCGUCUCGCGCGUGUACCCCACCUCGCGUAUCGGAGUCAAGCUCGCGCCCAACUCGGGGUUCAAUGGGAUGGGUUCGGAGGAUAACGCGAAAAACUUCUUACACUACGCCGCGCGCCUCUCUGAGCUAGGUGUGGGUUACCUCCACGCGACGUGGUUCGGCAAGGUGGACACGCAUGGUUUCCACGGGAAGUGCCCGCCAGUGACCCUCAAGCAACUCAAGGCGGUGUUUCGGGGCGGGAUCGUGGGGAACGGCGGCUACAGCGGAGAGACAGCCGCGGAGGCGGUCGCCGCCGGCGACGCGACCGCUAUCUCAUUCGGCCGGGCAUAUAUGGCGAACCCAGUGCUCAACGCCCCUCUGAGCUACAGCAGCCGAGCCGCCGCUCUGCUGACGCUGCUGCCGCUGCCUUACUUUAGGACCUGGCGUCGCUGA
This is a messenger RNA of Emiliania huxleyi CCMP1516, 951 nucleotides long. RefSeq lists its product as hypothetical. Lineage: Eukaryota; Haptophyta; Isochrysidales; Noelaerhabdaceae. Gene Ontology annotation, molecular function: FMN binding; oxidoreductase activity. The record is from RefSeq and is a predicted model, not a curated record. The transcript has 2 exons. The annotation marks the transcript as partial.